GCGAAAACACUUAUAUUUAAUUAAAAGAAAAAGAUAGAAAAUCAAUUUCUAAAGAUUUCAGAAAGGCAUGGAUAAAACGGAAGCAUCCUUUGUAAUGACGCCGUUAUAACGUAUGAAUUUGAUGGCUCGCGAGGACAUCGCAUCUGUCACCGAUCUGUGUCGAUGCGCGAGGCCACUUAAAGCGUCCUGCUUCCGGAUCCAUCAGCAGCACCGAGAUGUUUGGCUUUCAUAAGCCGAAGAUGUACCGUAGCCUCGAUGGAUGUUGCAUCUGCAGGGCAAAAUCCUCCAGCUCUCGGUUCACUGACAGCAAACGCUACGAGAGAGAGUUCCAGAGCUGUUUUGGUUUGGGCGAGACUCGCUCAGGUGAAAUCUGCAAUGCUUGUGUCCUGCUGGUAAAACGCUGGAAGAAGCUUCCUGUCGGUUCCAAAAAGAACUGGAAUCAUGUGGUUGAUGCACGAGGGGGACCCAGCUUGAAAACUACAGUGAAAUCAAAGAAAAUCAAAUCUCUGUCCAGACGGAUCAGGCCAAACCAGAUCAGCCGGCUUCAGAAAGAUCUAAAAAGACACAAUUCUGACGCUCACAGCACCACCUCCAGUGCCAGCCCAGCCCAGUCGCCAAGCUACAGUAACCAAUCAGAUGAAGGCUCUGACUCGGAGUUGGCUCCUGGUUCCACCCGCUCACCAGUUUUUUCCUUCUUGGACCUGACAUACUGGAAAAGGCAGCGGGUAUGCUGUGGCAUCAUCUACAAAGGUCGCUUUGGGGAGGUGCUCAUUGACCCUCAUCUCUACAAGCCCUGCUGUCAAAAGAAACAGGAGCAAGAGCAGGAGGAAGAGGAAGAGGAGGAGGAGGAGGAGGAAGACGACAAGGGCGACAUUGAAGUGGUGGAAGUGCAGAGCAGUCAAGAAAUUAUUUCUUCCACUCAACCACAGUCACAUUUGUCUUCCCAUAUCAAAAUGGAGCAAGAAGUGGAUAAGGAGUGGUGAUGAUGAUGAUGUCACAUUCCUAGGGUACUCACUUGGCAUUCUUUGGAAGCCUAGAGAGUCAGAGGCAUAAUUUUGCCCUCAGACGCUCUCAAAGACAUUCUCUCAGAUUGCCUUCAAUUCAAGAGCAGCUGGAUCCUUGUUUGUCUUUUCUUUCUUUUAUGUUAAGAAUGUGUCUUUCUUUCAGUUCCUUUGCUGUUGAAUCAGCUUACUGUUGUUUUAUUUAUCAAACUGAACUGGUGUCCCUAUUUUUCAGAGCCUGGUGCCACGCAAUUCCAAGUCUCCAGUUCAAUAAGGAUUGUGUCUGCACAUUUUUCAUAGAUCAGGGAAAACGGGUUUCCUUUUGUCCUUUUUGCAACUGAAACAGAAUGCUGGAUCUACACGGGCGACUCUCUGCAGUUAGUGUACAUUAUUUAGUGUACUGCUAAUUUCUAGAAAAAUUUAAAUAGUAAUAUGUUUUACCGUUUUGCUGGGACAGAGCCAUACUAUUAUAGGGAAGUAUUUGAUCCUUGCUUUGCCUUUUAUAUAUGGAUAUUUAUUUAAAAUAUCUAUAAAUUGCAAUGGCCUCCCCUUUUAAAUUUUUCUAUUGGUUUUGACCAUUCAAAGCUUUAAGCUAAACGCAGGUUGUCUGUAUUCAGCCAGCUAGUUAAAGGAAUAGUUCACCCAAAAAUUUUAUUUCUCUCAUCAUUCGCUCUCCCUCUUGCCAUCCCAGAUGUGUAUGACUUUCUUUCUUCUGCAGAACACAAAUUAAGAUUUUUAGAAGAAAAUUCCUGCUCUGUAGGUCCACACAUUGUGAAUGGUGAGAAACACUGGUGUGAAACAUUGUGAAAGUGAAUGGCGGCCAAAACUUUGAAGCUCCAAAAAGCACAUAAAGGCAGCUGUGAUAUUUUAUGUUCGUGGGAAAUAAAGGAGUCAGGAGUGGACGAAACAGGUUCAAGGUCAGUCUCUUUACUUGUUUGUUCAGGCACACAAUUGACAGUAACCAUCGAUAACAUAAAACACUUGCAGGCAAAUUAAGCACUCUUAAAUAUUAAACACUCUCGGUUCGGCUGUCGUGCUUUCUGAUCACACUCUCUCACUCUGAUGCUCUGGCAUCAGGCCUUAUCAGGUCUCCCUCUACCAUCACUAUAAUGAGAGACAGGUGUUAGAGUAAUUACAACCCAUGUGACAAGCCUUACCACUUUCCCUCUUCCACAGACACAUGACCAAGCCCCCAUGCCACAGCAGCAUAACAGUGACUCCAGUGGUUAAAAUUCAUAGCUUUAGAAGGGAUAUGGUAUGUGUGGGAGAAAAACAUGUCAAUAUUUAUGUUUUUUUUUUUUUUAACCAUAAAUCUCCACCUUUGACCAGCCCUGACCAGUACGUGACGAAAUGUACUAAGAAUGUGAAUCAGCAAAAGAACAAUGUGGAGGUGAAAGUGGAGAUUUAUAGUAAAAAAGGACUUAAAUAUUGAUCUGUUUCUCACGCACACCUAUUAUAAUACUUCUGAAGACAUGCAUUUAACCACUGGAGUCACUGGAUUAAUUUUGUGCUGCUUUUAUAUGCUUUUUGGACCUUCAAAGUUCAGUUCAAUUCAGUUCCUACAGAGCUGAGCUAUUCUUCUAAAAAUCUUUGUUUGUGUUCAACAGAUGAUAGAAAGUCAUAGGAUGGCAUGAGGGUGAUUGAAUGAUGUUAGAAUUUUCCUUUAUGGGUGAACUAUCCCUUUAAACUCAACUCGUUUAUUGUUUUACUACUUUUUCCAUACAGCAUUUCUGAGGUGCUGAGGAGGACUGGGCAUGGCCAACCAAAAAUUAUACCUGGCUAUCAACACUCUUGUAUUCAAUGUACUAAUCUAAAUAUUCAGAACUGUAGAUUUGACUAAAGGUCUUUAGACAAGAUCAGUGUCAAGCAUGAACGCUAAGGAAACUAUUGUCUUCUGCAUGAAGACAUGCAGAAAAAUCUGCAUGAAUUUUGCAUGGCCUUUUAAGAAAUUCAAGAUUAUUAUUAAAAACUAUUUCUUUAACAUUUUUCUUUGCAACCAUUUUGCAACAUUAAUACUUUGGGCAAAUUUUGACAGUCCCAAUAUAUAUUUUUGUAGAUUAAUAAAAUAAAAUAAAAAAUAUAAAAAUCAAGAGUUUGAUUGCAAUGUGACAUUUUUAGAUGUCAGUGUUGUUAAAAUAAUUACAGGGAGUCUUCAGGUUUUUUAGAAUUGGAUAUUUUCAAUAUUGUCUCAUUCAAAGCCAAAAAGCCCUUUUGUGCUAUAUAUUUAUUGUCAACUUGUAAACGUGUUCAUAUACCUCCUCUAUCUCUCUGCCUUUGUAAAUACAGUGCAUUCUCAUUUACAGAUACUACUUCACAUUUUUGUGUCAUACAAUUUUUGAACACAUUGUCUGAUCAUUUUGGUCAUUGUUGUUCUUUUUCUUUGUUUGAUUUGAUGUGUAUGUUAUUUGUUUAUGCUUUACUUUUUUCUUCAGGGAAAACAUACGAUAGUAUAAUUUUUUAUGCUAUUUUUAUUGGAAUACUGAAAGACAAAACCAAUGUUACUAAUGCAACCAAUGUAGGGUUAUACAUUUUUUUUUAUCAAUUACCUGUCUGUAAUAAGCUGUUAUAUACACGCAAGUAGUAUUCAUACUAUAUAUCCAGGGUUUCCCCCUUUGGUCCAAUAGAUCUGUCCUGAUUUCUUUUUUUAGUGGAUUAUUUGUUUUAUUUUUCUAUAAUGGCCUUGGCUGUCUUAGAUUUAUAAAUUCUGCUGACUUACACAUAUUUCUGUUUAAUUUCAGGGGAUGGCACUAUUGAGCUCACACAGAAACACUCAAUUGCACAAUCAUUUUUUAAUUCUGCUCCGUUUUUAAAAUGGUAUUUGAUGGUGGCAGCUUGUGGCAUCAGCGUGAAUAUGCCAUGUCACUAAAUGACAUGAACAGUGUCUUUUGGUAACAUCUGUUUAAGUGAAGCUUGUACUCUUAGGCACUUAAAUGGGGAUUCAUAUCAUGUAAUCUAUAUGAUUGCAUGUAACGGCAUUAAAUGUAAAUAGUCUAAGAUGUGCAAGACUGAACGGUUAUAAGUACUCUUUUGUCUUAUUUAUUUCAUAUUUAUUUGCAAUACUUGACUUGUGGUCUUUUCUUUUUAAGUCUCAUCAGUUUUUGUCAGAAGACUGACCUGUCCUAACACACUGCAAUAUGGACUGAAAAUGCUUUUACACAAAUGUCACAGAUGGUAGGCCAGGACUCACUAAAUGUUGUGGAGAACUUCAGGACUAUAUUUUUGUUGGAGUUUUUUUAAUGCCCAGAUGCUCAUAUGAUAUCCUUUUAGACUAGGCAUUUAGUUUUAGUGCUACAGGCAUGUUUGGUAGCUAUGCACUUUGUAUUUACAUUACUAGAAAUAUAUGAAGCAAGUUUUGUAUUUUUUUUUUUUUUUACAUAUUGUACUUUUUACUUGUUCCUCAAUAAAUGUAGCAUGUUAUGGUUACACUUGUUAAUUGCAGUGGUGUACUAGAUAGU
Xyrauchen texanus (razorback sucker) is the source of this 4456-nucleotide messenger RNA. RefSeq names its product SIN3-HDAC complex-associated factor-like. The transcript is spliced from 6 exons. NCBI's taxonomy places the organism in Eukaryota, Metazoa, Chordata, Actinopteri, Cypriniformes, Catostomidae. Gene Ontology annotation, biological process: negative regulation of cell migration. The coding region runs from base 216 to 983 and encodes 255 amino acids. The record is from RefSeq and is a predicted model, not a curated record.